Scatophagus argus is the source of this 4787-nucleotide messenger RNA. It is a transcript of the gene scube2, whose product is annotated as signal peptide, CUB domain, EGF-like 2. NCBI's taxonomy places the organism in Eukaryota, Metazoa, Chordata, Actinopteri, Scatophagidae. Bases 616 to 3681 code for a protein of 1021 amino acids. The record is from RefSeq and is a predicted model, not a curated record. The transcript has 23 exons. Gene Ontology annotation, biological process: signal transduction. Gene Ontology annotation, cellular component: cell surface. Gene Ontology annotation, molecular function: calcium ion binding.
UGAAAGCACCCUGUUUCAACGGCCGAGUCGUUUUCGAAGCCAUUGUAAAUUAGAACCGUCGAACGUGCGUUGCCUAGCAACCACGUUGUUUUGUGAACGUUUUGUGUACUCUUGUAGGACUAGCUAGUUAGCUAGAGGGUAGCUAGCUAGCUGUCAAUGACGACACAUUAUGCUGUUCAGUUAUUUGUAUUUUUGUCUUUUGAUCGCAUUUAGCCUUUUCCACAUUAAAGUAAUACCAAAGGCCAUCCUUAGCGAGUAGAUACUUUAAAAGAACUCAGGUUUAUCAAAUGAACGUCUUCACUUUCAAAAUAAAAGCCUCUUCAGCGAACAGACGUUGUAACAUUUUACGCGAACUUCCGGUUUCGCAUUGAUUUUCUGACUGACUUGACAUUGUGGGGGGUGUUCACUCACGUGUACGCGCGCGCACGCUCUCCUCGGUAUCUCAAACACACACACACACACACACACACACACACACACUUACCCCUUUCUCUUUUCAAAAGGCCCUUGUGAAGCAGAUUGACAGGCUAGAAUGAAAAUGAGGCGGACGCUCGGUCACGAUUUCAGUGCGUACGCGUCCUUUUGAGAAGACCUCUAAACUUGGAUCAUAUCACCAUGGGAGCUAUUUGGGCUGCAAGGGACUUUUGUUUGUUUUUGCUCUUGUUAAAUAGUCGCCAAAACACAGCGCUUCCAGAGAUUCGAGCAGAUCCAUGUGCAGAGGGAAGCGACGGCUGUCACAUUGAUGCUAUUUGUCAGACUACUCAAAGCUCAUACAAGUGCACGUGUAAAGCAGGAUUUAAAGGAGAUGGAAAACACUGCGAAGAUACUGAUGAAUGUGACUUGGAGUAUAAUGGUGGCUGUGUGCAUGAGUGCAACAAUAUACCAGGCAAUUAUCGCUGCACUUGUUAUGACGGAUUCAAUUUGGCCCAUGAUGGACAUAACUGUCUCGAUGUGGAUGAAUGCAAGUUCAACAAUGGUGGGUGCCAACACACUUGUGUCAACACCAUGGGCAGCUAUGAGUGCCGCUGCAAAGACGGCUUCUUCCUCAGCGACAACCAGCACACAUGCAUCCACCGCUCUGUGGAGGGCCUCAACUGUAUGAAUAAGGAGCAUGGCUGCGCCCACAUCUGCAAAGAGACACCCAAAGGGGGUGUAGCCUGUGAGUGUCGUCCGGGCUUUGAGCUGGCCAGGAACCAGAGAGGCUGCAUCUUAACCUGUAACCAUGGCAACGGAGGCUGCCAGCACACCUGCGAGGACACGGAGAACGGCCCCAUAUGCAGGUGUCACGUCAGAUAUACCCUGCAGCCCGACAAGAGGUCGUGUGUGGAACGAGAUGAAGCCACCACUGAGUCCUCGGACCACAACGCCACAUCCUUUACUGAGGUGGACAAACGAGUUAAACGAAGACUGUUAAUGGAGACCUGUGCGGUGAACAAUGGAGGCUGUGACUGUACCUGUAAAGACACAUCCACAGGCGUGCGCUGCAGCUGCCCUGUCGGCUUCACGCUGCAGCCGGAUGGAAAAACAUGCAAAGAUAUCGACGAGUGUGAGCUUCACAACGGCGGCUGCGAACACUCCUGCAGGAACACCAUCGGUAGCUUUGAGUGCAACUGCAGAAAAGGCUUCAAGCUGCUGGCAGAUGAACGUUCUUGUCAAGAUAUAGAUGAGUGUUUUUUCGAGCGGACAUGCGAUCACACAUGUGUGAACUCCCCUGGUGGUUUUCAGUGUCUGUGCAACAAAGGCUACACCAUGUACGGACUGGCCCACUGCGGAGAUAUAAAUGAAUGCAGUGUGAACAAUGGCGGUUGCGAGCAGGGCUGUGAGAACACCAUGGGUGGAUAUGAAUGCUUCUGCCAUCCUGGCUAUAAGCUACACUGGAACAAAAAGGACUGCGUUGAGGCUGAGGGUUUACCACCUGCUAACCCCCCCUCUAAACCUACCUUGAACUGUAGUAAGCAGGAGGGAGGGGACCGCUGCUUCCUGACAUGCCAGUCUCAAGUUCACAUCAGCAGUGGUACGGAGGAUUCCUACACGGUGACCUGUGGAAUGCCUUUGCCUUGCCUGGCUGACGGACAAAAGAACAACAGCGGCUUGAACUGCUUAGGUAGAGAAAUGGCCAGUGUUCCACGCAUCAAGACCACAGCCACGUUUAGGUCUGGCACUGCAAAAUGCAACUUAAAGCGAAGUCAGGAGAAACUCAAGCAGAGUUUAAACUCAGCACACUCAGAUAGCAGGUUCCUCUUCACUGAAAAUGUCCAGUUCAGCUAUGUGAGCCUGCGUUGCACCUCGUCCGGACAGCGAAUGCGCAGCCGCCACGGCAGGAAAGCUGGCGAGGAGGACGGCUCCUCGAUUACAGCUGAGUUUGAGCUGGAUGUGAACCUAGAGGAGGUAACAGCAGAGAGCUGUGACCUGAACUGUGUCCGCCGACGCUCAGAAAAGAGGCUCAGGAAGACCAUCAGGACCCUGAGGAAGUCUAUCAACCGGGAACAGUUCCACCUUCACUUUGCUGGGUCUGAUUACGAGCUCAGCAAGAGUCUGGGCCAGUCGGCAGAGCUGCCAGGACACUGUGCGGCGGGACAGGUGCUGAUGGGCAGGAAAUGCGUGAGCUGCAGUGUUGGGACUUACUAUGACGGGGAUCAGGGAAGGUGUGUGUUGUGUCCCGCUGGAACAUAUCAGGAUGAGGAGGGACAGAUGUCUUGUGAGGUCUGUCCUGGACCUGAAGGAAGAGAAGUCUCCAAGGUGGUCGGAGCUCGAAACAUGUCAGAAUGCGGAGGUCAGUGUUCUCCUGGUCAAUACUCUCAUGAUGGCUUCAUCCCCUGCCUGCCCUGUCCACUGGGGACGUACCAGCCGGAAGUGGGACGCACCUCCUGCUUCCCUUGUGGAGGAAACCUGGUGACCAAACGCAGUGGGGCCAUUACCUUCCAGGAGUGUGAGACCAGAGUUCAGUGCUCUCCGGGACAUUAUUACAACACCAGCACACACCGCUGUAUCCGCUGUCCCACGGGCACGUAUCAAGGGGAGUUCGGGCAGAACUACUGCGUCGCCUGCCCUGGAAACACGACCACCGACUUCGAUGGCUCCACAAACAUCAUGCAGUGCAAAAACCGUCAGUGUGGAGGAGAGCUGGGAGACUUUACAGGCUACAUUGAGUCCCCCAACUACCCGGGGAACUACCCAGCCAAUGUCGAGUGCACCUGGACCAUCAACCCGCCACCCAAACGCAGGAUCCUUAUUGUCGUCCCAGAAAUCUACCUGCCUAUUGAGGAUGAGUGUGGAGACUACUUAGUAAUGAGAAAAAGCUCCCUCUCCAACUCUGUGACAACCUACGAGACUUGUCAGACAUACGAACGUCCCAUUGCUUUCACCUCCCGCUCCAAGAGGCUUUGGAUACAGUUCAGGUCCAACGAGGGAAACAGCGGGAAAGGCUUCCAGGUCCCGUAUGUGACGUAUGAUGAGGACUACCAGGAACUGAUAGAAGACAUAGUUAGAGAUGGAAGAUUGUAUGCUUCAGAGAAUCACCAGGAAAUUCUCAAGGACAAGAAACUCAUGAAGGCGCUGUUCGACGUGCUGGCUCACCCACAGAACUUUUUCAACUACACAGCACAAGAAUCAAGAGAAAUGUUCCCCAAAUCUUUCAUCCGCUUCCUGCGAUCCAAAGUCCUGAGAUUCCUUCGCCCUUAAGAUGGUCCAGUCGCUGUACAGUUUCUGGAUAUUUCAUGAAAAACGUAGAUUAGAUACUGACCACAGUAUCUGUUUUAUCCACUGACCCCUUUAAGAAUAUUCUGUACUUAUCUGUUUUCACAUGGACUGAUGCUAGAGUGGACUGCAACACAUGAUAAAACAUAUCCCGAAGAGAAAGUGGACAAGUCAAGCAAGUGGACUUUUUAGUUGGAGCUUUAAGAGGGAGACGUGAACAGUGGGAUGUGGACUGCUUCGCUUUUGUUUUAAUUAGCAACAGAAGGAUUGUAAUGACUUUAUACCCGCCUUUAGAAUUUAUAGUCAGCUUCUCAGGAUCUCAGGAUGUUCUCAAAGUACGGGUCCGUCUUUUUGAAUUUUGCUAAAUACUGUACACGCCAGCGUUAUCACACAUUUUCUAAUAGCAUCAAAAAACAAAUACAGUAGCUAAACAGAUAUAUGCUGAACACAGGUGAUACUGUUUAUUGCGUGUUUAUCUAGUUGUCACGUAGGCUACGUUCACAGGUAGAGGUUGACUGACAGAAUUACUGCUAAGAGUCAGAAACAAAUAUAGCACAAAUGUUUUCUCGGGAACAUUAUCACUACUAAAGAAGUAGUGGCACCACAAAAGCAAUUAUUCUGAUGAAUGUUUUGUAUAUGAUGUAAAAAGUUUUAGAUAAAACGCUAAUGUAUUGUAGCAGCUACAUACAUUUUUGACACUGUAGCAUUGCUGCAAUUGCUGGUGGCCCAUGUAUUUGAUGAUAAAAGGCGAGUGAAUGAGUGAUAAAACAAAACCUUUUCAAUUUCCCCCAAACAAGUUACAGUGGCUUUGCUGCAUUUAUGAAACAUGAACCGUUUCAGCAAAAAUUACACCAGUAUGCAUCAGUACAUUGUUUAUUGUGAACUAGCGACCAAAGACAACUGUUCAGACACUGCAGACACAGAGAGAGGGAAGUGAAGUGAUUUGAGAGAGUGAACGAAACAAGGUCAGAAAAUAAAUGAAACGUCCUGUAAAACAGAACUGAGCUAUUCACCUGUCUUAGAUGACACACGUAUGUAUAUUUUUAUGGUUUUGUACAUCUAAUAUGCUGUAAAUAAAGAUAGGAAACCUA